AAAACCCUUGAUAGUCUCACAGAACUAGAAUCUGAGGUAUCUCAACUGAAUAUUGUUAAUAAUCAUCUGGAAGAGGAAAUUAAACAUCAUCAGAAGAUAAUUGAAGAUCAAAGACAGGGCAAAAUGCACCUACUUCAGUCUUUACAGGAGAAGAAGAAGGAAAUGAAUGAAGUUAAAUACCAAUAUGAGCAGAUGAAUGCUGCUCAUACCAGGUUAUUUUUAGAAAAAGAUGAGGAAAUUAAGAAUUGGCAGAAAAUCAUUGAACAAAUAAAAGUCCAGUUGCCUGGAGACAGACAUAACACUCAAACAGAGAAUUGUGAUAUUUUUCAAGAAGCAAAAGUUAAAGAAAGUCUUAAUAUAGAAAAUGGAGGUGAAAAACACAACCUAUUGAAAUCUGAAAGAGGAAUCAAAGAACGAGAACUUGAGAUUAAACUUCUAAAUGAAAAGAAUAUAUCUUUAACCAAACAGAUUCAUCAGCUGUCCAAAGAUGAAGUUGGUAAACUCACUCAAAUUAUCCAGCAGAAAGAUGUGGAGAUACAAGCUCUUCAAGCUAGAAUGUCUCCAGUUUCAUACACCCAGGAUGUCGCUUACCUUCAGCAGCAACUGCAGACCUUCACUAUGGAAAGAGAACACGUAUUAGCCAUUUUGAAUGAGAAGGCGAAGGAAAACCGCCAUUUAAAAUCAGAACAUCACAAGAUGAAGGACCUGGUUGCUGUGAAAGAAGCAGCCCUCAUCCAGCUUCAAGAAGAAAAUAGAAAAUUGUCCACCCGAUUCGUAAGUAGGGAUCAAGAUAUGUUUAGAGAAACUCUGCAGAAUUUAUCUUGUAUAUUUAGAGAAAAAGACACUGAAAUAGAUGCGCUAAGUCAGAAAUGUCAGACUUGACUGGAAGUUUUUCAAACGUUCGGCACUGGUAAUGAGAGGGGAGGUGUUAAUAGCCAUCAGUUGGAGGAGCUCCUAGAGGAACAUGAUCAAUUAAAACAGCAAGUUAAAAAAAUAGAGGAGUGGAAACAACAGUUAAUGACAACAGUUCAAAAUAUGCAUCAUGAAUCAGCCCAACAUCAGGAUGAGCUUCUUCAACUUGAAGCCCAAGUUUUGGUUGACACUGAAAAUAGUUUUAAAUUAGAAGCAGACUACACCGGCCUCAUCCAAAGCUAUGAGCUGAAUGAAACCAAAUUAGGCCAGGUUCAGCAGUGCACAGGGCAGCUUUGCAAUGCCAAAUCCCUUCCUGUAGAAAAACUUGAUAGUACUUCACCCCAGCUCUUAUCUGCUUCAUUACUUAGCUCCCAGUCAGCAGAAGUCGAAGAGCUGAGACAAUCACUGCAAGAAAAAGAGGCUACAAUUAAGACUUUUCAAGAAAACAACCACAGGUUGUCUGAUUCAAUU
This is a messenger RNA of Urocitellus parryii (Arctic ground squirrel), 1383 nucleotides long. The record is from RefSeq and is a predicted model, not a curated record. NCBI's taxonomy places the organism in Eukaryota, Metazoa, Chordata, Mammalia, Rodentia, Sciuridae.